AUGAACGCAGAACCUGUCCAACAACACCAACUCCUUUCUCAUCCCUACAUUAACGGCAGUACGAUCCCAAACUACAUCGGAAAGGACGUAACUCUCAUCGGAAACUGUGCCUCUGAUGUUAACGGAGACACUUUUGCUGUGCUUGCUAGUGACUCAUCAAUGAUCACUGUUUACUCGAACAACAUCUUUAAUGCCACUAUGGACGAAUUGGUGAUGGUCAGAGGACAAGUUGAGAGUGUUGGAGAUGGCUCAUUUGCUAUCCGAGCAAAUUAUAUUCACAGAAUUCCUUCAUCUCAAGUUUUUGACAGGAAUGUAUUUAAUGAGUUUAUCAAUUUGGCAGAAACGAGUUUCAGACAUCUUUUUUAUGAAUAG
Molecule: messenger RNA, 372 nt
Organism: Naegleria fowleri
Lineage: Eukaryota; Heterolobosea; Eutetramitea; Acrasida; Naegleriidae
Exons: 1
Coding region: 1-372 (123 amino acids)
Biological process (GO): DNA recombination; DNA replication; DNA repair
Cellular component (GO): nucleus
Molecular function (GO): DNA binding
Source: RefSeq, a predicted model, not a curated record